AUGCCGACCUACAAACCGAGUUACUUCGCAGAUGGAGGCCACCCCAGUAUGAUCACGGCUCAUAUCAUCCUGAGCGUCAUAGCUUGGGUUGUGAUUUUACCGCUUGGCGUGGUGUUUAGCGUGGCCGGGUCUCGAUACACGCUCCCGGCACAAUUUCUGUUCUUGCUGGUGAACGCCGUCGCCGUCUUGUUCGCCGUCAUCUACAAUGCCUCCACUCCGGAUCUCUACGAGCACAACGUACAUCAUCCCAUUGGGUGGGCGAUUACCUGGAUCGCCGUGGCCUGGGCGGUCAUGGCCAUCCUCAACGUAUAUACCUCCCGUGCGAAAGCCACCCACCGCACAUCGUACGACUGCGAGCCGGUGUCGGCCGCCAACAUCGCCCAGUACGACCGGCUGCGGGAGCAGUCGCCGUACGACGAAGUGCGCUGGUCCGGUGACUCGGGUCAGGGCACCGAGCGCCACUCGUCCUCGCUGCUCGGUGCGCACACGCGAUCGCCGAGCAUCGCCUCCGAAACCCGGCCAUUCGACCUUGGACACAGCAAUAUCCGCCUUGAUGAUGCCGAGGACGACGAGCCAGACGAGCCGGAGAAGCGCAGCUUUUUGCGGAACACGUAUGUCGAUAAGAUGCUGUCGCGCAACGUGUAUCGCAUUGCAGCUUUCCGAAAGACGUUGAAGGUUAUGAGCUUCAUUUACACGGCAGUUGAGCGCACCAUCCUCAUCCUCGGAUUUUUGGCGCUGACGUCAGGUGGUGUCGUGUACGGAGGCAUUUUCCGCGGCAAAGACGUCUUUGGAGGGCUUGCGCAUUUUGUCAAAGGCGGCAUCUUCUUCUGGUAUGGGUUGGUGACAUUGGGAAGAUGGAUGGGCAGCUUCGCCGACCUGGGGUGGGCGUGGAAUGUGAAACCUCCGGCGACGCUGGUUGGUCCACGCAAAGCCGGGUUUGUGUCCGCCGAAUUCAUGGAAUCGUUCCUCAUUUUCCUCUACGGAGCUUCCAACAUCUUCCUUGAGCAUUUGGGCGGGGCCGGUGGACCGUGGCGGGCGCAAGAUUUGGAGCAUGUGUCCAUCACCAUUAUGUUCUUCGGCGGUGGAUUGCUCGGAAUGCUCAUCGAGUCCCAUAAAGUUCGAGAGCUCCUGAACACUUCUAUCCUCGUGACGAAGGAUGCAUCACUCCCCCAGCGGUUUGGUCCUGACUCCACAGACGACCAAUGGGACGCCCCCAAGCAAUAUCGAUUCCCGAUGAAUCCCAUGCCUGGUGUCAUCGUCCUCCUUCUUGGUAUCAUGAUGAGCUCCCACCACCAGCACUCGAUGACCUCCGCGAUGGUGCACAAGCAAUGGGGCAUGCUGUUCGUGGCCGGUGCCAUUUCCCGAGCCGUCACGUACGUCACCCUGUACAUAUCCCCGCCGACCUCAUACCUUCCAUCCCGACCUCCGUCCGAAAUCGUCACGGCGUUUUGCCUCAUCGGCGGCGGCUUGAUCUUCAUGGAGAGCACGCACACCAUCAUCUAUGCCCUGGACGAUAACAAGAUCGAGGCCAUGUUUGUCUUCACCGUCACCAUGGGUCUGUCCUGUCUCAUCAUGGCGUGGGAAACAGUCGUGAUCGCCAUCAAGGGCUGGGCAGUCCGCCGCGAGAAUUGGUCGGCGUUCUCGCAGGCCCAUGCCUAA
Messenger RNA from Eremomyces bilateralis CBS 781.70, 1659 nucleotides. RefSeq lists its product as uncharacterized. Lineage: Eukaryota; Fungi; Ascomycota; Dothideomycetes; Eremomycetales; Eremomycetaceae. The record is from RefSeq and is a predicted model, not a curated record. The coding region runs from base 1 to 1659 and encodes 552 amino acids. The transcript has 3 exons.